This is a messenger RNA of Anopheles marshallii, 1800 nucleotides long. Its product is annotated as 5-hydroxytryptamine receptor-like. Gene Ontology annotation, cellular component: membrane. Lineage: Eukaryota; Metazoa; Arthropoda; Insecta; Diptera; Culicidae. Bases 1 to 1800 code for a protein of 599 amino acids. The record is from RefSeq and is a predicted model, not a curated record. The transcript is spliced from 8 exons. Gene Ontology annotation, molecular function: G protein-coupled amine receptor activity. Gene Ontology annotation, biological process: adenylate cyclase-activating adrenergic receptor signaling pathway.
AUGGAUUUCCAUAAGGCACCACCACCCCGGCCACCAAGCCUGGCGACCGCCCUCUCCAAGGCGAACGACGUGUACGAUUAUAUAUUCAUCGACAGCGGUAGUCCCGAUUCGUACCUGAGUGCCGACGUCGGCAGCAUCGCUAAUGAAACGUUCUUCAACGAGUCUGCAAAUGCGUUCGCCAACACCACCGACCUCGGGCUGGUUCCGGCCAUCUUCAACGGUACCGCCGACGAGCCGCUCGCCGACGUGAUCGUGAUGGCGAUCACCUCGCUCGUGCUAGGAUUGAUGAUUUUAGUCACCGUGAUAGGAAACGUUUUCGUAAUAGCUGCCAUCAUUUUAGAGCGUAAUUUACAAAAUGUAGCUAAUUAUCUGGUCGCAUCGUUGGCCGUCGCCGAUCUGUUCGUGGCGUGUCUGGUGAUGCCGCUCGGUGCCGUGUACGAGAUAAGUCGCGGUUGGAUCCUUGGUCCAGAGCUGUGUGAUAUAUGGACGUCGUGUGAUGUACUCUGUUGCACAGCAUCCAUCCUUCAUCUAGUAGCUAUAGCAACCGAUAGGUACUGGGCGGUGACAAACAUCGACUACAUCCACUCUCGUACCAGCCGCCGUGUCUUUACGAUGAUCUUCCUCGUUUGGUUCGCGUCCGUCAUCGUAUCGCUGGCACCACAGUUCGGCUGGAAAGAUCCAGAGUACCUACAACGAAUAGAGGAGAAAAAGUGCAUGGUUUCGCAGAACAUCGCUUACCAGGUGUUUGCCACGUGCUGUACGUUUUACGUUCCUCUCUUUGUUAUCCUAGUGCUGUAUUGGAAAAUUUAUCAAACUGCCAGACGGCGGAUACACCGUCGGGGGCCGAAAAUACCCGCCACACCGAACAGCAGCAAUCAGGAGGAAACACCAAAGCCAAAGUCGAAGAUACGAUUUCACCUGAAGAAAAAGUUCACCAAUCCCACCAAGUCGGCCGUUUCGUCGCUCGGGCUUGUGGAGGGCAACUCGACCAACACGGUCAACACCGUCGAAGAUACGGAGGACAGCACGAACGCUCCGGAACGGAAAGGUCUCGAAACGACGUUCAGUGGCGAUGAGGGCAACAACACACCGCUGGGCAACAAUCAAAUACCGACGGUGUCGUACGAGGUCACGCACCAGCAGUUAGCGCAGUCAGCGGGCGGUUCGGAAUCGAACAAUAACAACCCUCGACCGAACCUGACCGGUGGCAAAACCAGCCCUAGUGGAAACGGUGGCACACCGUUGACCGUAGCUGCCUGUCCGGUACAAUCGAACCAGCUGCCCACCUCGCCGCUGCUUCCACCCCACCAUCACCAGCCCCAAACGCCCCGGGCACUUCAUCCGGAACUGGCGGCGCACCAGCACAAUCAAGCGUCGAAGCAACCGCCCACGGCAGGCCAUCUGGUGGCGACGCCGACCGGUGGGCUGCAGGGUGCGGUGACUGGCGGCGGUUCCACGCUCAACAUCUCCAGCACGCCGAACCCACACGCCCAGGUAUCCAAGCGCAAGGAAACGCUCGAGGCAAAGCGUGAGCGCAAGGCGGCCAAAACGCUUGCCAUCAUCACCGGGGCGUUCGUGGUGUGUUGGUUGCCAUUUUUUCUGACCGCCCUGCUGCUGCCACUGUGCGAGAGCUGCUCGAUCAACGAUACGGUUGCGUCGCUCUUUCUCUGGCUCGGCUACUUCAACUCCACGCUCAAUCCCGUCAUCUACACCAUCUUCAGUCCCGAGUUCCGGCAGGCCUUCAAGCGGAUCCUGUUCGGUAGCCACCGAUCCACCAACUACAGGCGGGGCCAACUUUAA